Messenger RNA from Epinephelus moara (kelp grouper), 690 nucleotides. It is a transcript of the gene samd12, whose product is annotated as sterile alpha motif domain containing 12. The transcript has 5 exons. The coding region runs from base 1 to 690 and encodes 229 amino acids. The record is from RefSeq and is a predicted model, not a curated record. Gene Ontology annotation, cellular component: cytoplasmic side of plasma membrane. Lineage: Eukaryota; Metazoa; Chordata; Actinopteri; Perciformes; Serranidae. Gene Ontology annotation, molecular function: protein binding. Gene Ontology annotation, biological process: cell surface receptor protein tyrosine kinase signaling pathway.
AUGCUCGGCCAGUCUCCUCACCUUAUUGGGGGCAUCUUGUGGAUCCAGAAUCCAAUGAGAGCUGUUCACUGCAACCUGAGCCAGAAUGGCAUCGACCACCAGAUGUGCCCAGAGGACAUGACGUCACAGCUAGAAGAAGAGGAGGAGUCGGUGGAUGCGGGGCCUGUUCUGCUGGACGACGACAGCCCGAGCUACCAUGAUGUCAGCCCCCCCAUGUACCAGCGCCGCUCGCCGCCACACCGCUCUGUCUCCGAGUCUGAGCUGUCACGGCCAGGAUAUGUGAAGCUGUCCAAGCCAGUGGCCCUGUGGACCCAACAGGACGUGUGCAAAUGGCUGAAGAAACACUGUCCCAAUCAGCACCAGAUCUACAGCGACUCCUUCAAACAGCACGACAUCACAGGGCGGGCUCUGAUGAGAUUGACAGACAGAAAGCUGGAAAGAAUGGGCAUCAUGCAGGAAGCCCAGAGGCAGCACAUCCUGCAGCAGGUCCUGCAGCUUCGCGUCCGGGAGGAAGUCAGGACCCUUCAACUUCUCACACAAGCUUCCCUUGUCUCUUACUCGGCAAUUCUAGCAGCUGCCCUCCUCCAUCACCGCUACCACUCCACAACACCACCCCGCAACACCACCCCUACUUCCAUCAGCACCCGUCUGCCCACAGACUCUCAAACAGGGCCUUGCCGCAGGGGCUGA